Pyricularia pennisetigena is the source of this 288-nucleotide messenger RNA. RefSeq lists its product as uncharacterized. Bases 1 to 288 code for a protein of 95 amino acids. Lineage: Eukaryota; Fungi; Ascomycota; Sordariomycetes; Magnaporthales; Pyriculariaceae. The transcript has a single exon. The record is from RefSeq and is a predicted model, not a curated record.
AUGUCAUCCACCACCGUCCCCAAGCGCGCUCCCACCCUCAAGAUUGCGCUUGGCGAGUCCAGCUUCUCCUUUGACCGCUCCUCUUCGGCCAUCUCCCCUUCUUCGGCCACCAAGCCCAGCCCUGCCGCCUGGAACAUUGAGCAGCCUCGUCGCAAGUCGUCGAGCGGCUCGUCUUACGCCGGCUCCUACCAGGGCACGCGCUGCCACUGCUGCGGUACUAUGUUUGUCAUUAGCAACAAGUGCAUCAACCGCCAGUGCAGCCACGUCUCGUGCGAGCAGUGCGUCUAA